Messenger RNA from Naegleria fowleri, 480 nucleotides. RefSeq lists its product as uncharacterized. NCBI's taxonomy places the organism in Eukaryota, Heterolobosea, Eutetramitea, Acrasida, Naegleriidae. The record is from RefSeq and is a predicted model, not a curated record. The transcript has a single exon. Bases 1 to 480 code for a protein of 159 amino acids.
AUGGGUUAUUACUGGGCCUAUGUUAUGAACUCUAAUUUCACGUGGUAUUCCACAUGGGCUGAAUUUAAAACUCAAGAUGAUCUUGUUCAAAUGAGUAGUUCUGUUUCAGCAGUGAAUCAAUUCGAAACUGGAGGAUUCUAUGCCAUUGCAGCCACUUGUGCGAGUUCCUUCACAACCAUGUAUCCAAAUGGACCUGAAACUUGGGAAUUCACACGUUCCUCUGUUUAUGACAAGAUUGAUAUGAGUGUCAAUUACAGAUCAUUCAAAGUGUGUCCGAGAACUUUUGCACCUCCUCAACCACCACCAUUACCAACACCAAAACCAAUACCACCACCCUCUCAACCAUCAUCCAAACCAAGUUAUAAUGGAACAGCACGAGCCUCAGACGCUUCGAAGAGAUUUGAAAGAUUCAAUUGGGAUGGAUUGAUGAAUCGUAUAGUAGUAGUUUUGGCAGUUUGUAGCCAUGUUAUAAUAAAUUAA